This is a messenger RNA of Brugia malayi, 2847 nucleotides long. RefSeq lists its product as uncharacterized. Gene Ontology annotation, cellular component: membrane. Lineage: Eukaryota; Metazoa; Nematoda; Chromadorea; Rhabditida; Onchocercidae. The coding region runs from base 1 to 2847 and encodes 948 amino acids. The transcript is spliced from 24 exons. The record is from RefSeq and is a predicted model, not a curated record. Gene Ontology annotation, molecular function: potassium ion leak channel activity. Gene Ontology annotation, biological process: potassium ion transmembrane transport; stabilization of membrane potential.
AUGGCGGUGUUCGUACGUACUGAAUCACGGCGUCAAACGUGUCAUCCGUCAUCAAUGCUGAUGGAUAUGAGCGAUGAAACAUUGAUUAGCCGAUAUGAUAAUACCUGUGGACUGUCGCUCUUCUCGCAUUCGUCCACAGAUACACCGCCACAGCACUGCCAGCUGGUCAGCUUGGAUGACCCUACGAGCAAUCACUUCAUCGAUGCUGAUGACCAGGUUUUUAAUCGAACAGCUGAAGAGAAGAUACAUUUGCAGAAGCAAAAACCAAAGGAUUUCCUUGGACAGGCGAAAUUUUAUUACGACAAAUAUAAAUUACGACAUAUUGCGCCGUUUGUUUUGUUGACAGUAUAUUCAUUACUGGGCGCUAUAUUAUUCUGUUGGGUGGAACAAGCGCAUGAACAAGAGCUUAUCAGGAAAGAAAAAAUUAUAUUAGAUGAUUUGAGGAAUGAUACAUUUCAACAGUUAAGGCGAGUUUUCCAGAACAAAAAUUCAGAUACGUACACAAAUUUGAUUAAUUCAAAAAAAAUAUUAUUGUGGUAUGAAAGUCAAUUAACAAAACUAAAAAUGCCAGAAGGCUUAGAAUGGGACAUGUGGGGAGCACUCUUCUAUGUUGGUACUAUCUUUACUACUAUCGGCUACGGUAAUAUAGUGCCAAGGACGCCAGGCGGAAAAGCACUAAGUAUUGUAUAUGCAAUUUUUGGUAUACCUCUUGUACUAGCUAUAUUGAGUCAAUUUGGUAAAACUCUCACAACUUUUGUAAGCAAUGUUUGGAUGAGGUAUCGCGAGUGUAUUAAAGGUUACACCAAAGAGCGACGCAUUGCAUUAGCAAAACAGCGACAAAUACUGAAACUUAAAAAAUGGAAGUAUAUGCAAGGAAUGCUAGAUAUGGAAGAAGGAAAUUUAGGACCAAAUCAUCGAUUACUAAAUAAUAAUAAUCCAAUCUCAGAAACAACUGAAAUAAUUGAAGAUGAAAAAGUUGAAAGCAGAACAAUACCAGUUUGGCUUGCACUACUCAUCUGCAUCGCUUGGAUAUGCAUUUGUGCGGGUUUAUUUUGCCUCUGGGAAACGCGCUGGUCCUAUUUCACUUCCCUUUAUUUUUUCUUCAUUUCAUUGUCAACCAUUGGCCUUGGCGAUGUUGUGCCAGAUCAUCCACAUAUGUUAAUAUUAAUGUUUUGGCUGGUCAUCAUUGGUCUUUCCAUUGUUUCGAUGCUUCUCGGUGUAAUACAAAUUAAAUUUGAAGAAUGGCUUUAUCAUUUGAUGAUUCGAAUGCAGAAAGAAUAUCAACGUGCCUUAGCAUGCGGUGAUCCGGUAAAACGGAAUGAAAUACUACAACGUUUAAUGGCAAAAGAACCAUGGUAUAUUCGAAAUAUGGCACCACAUUUGCUUACCGAAAAGCAAACUGCUCAGCUUGAUAAACAGGCUGAAACUUAUGAACGAUCAGUACGAAUGUUAAAUAACAAAAAUAUUCAAACGGAAGAAAAAUUUUUCGACAAAUCUUCAAUGCAUAAUUCAACUGUAAAAUUGCAAGAUAUGGGUACAACUAUGAGUUUUACGGAAGAAAUUUAUUCAGAAGAGAAGGAUGUAAAUGCGCAAUGGAUGAAAGAUACUGAAAAUGCUGGAAUGAAAGACUCUUUAGUAUCUUCGCCGCUUAUCACUGAUAUGCUAACCUCUGCACCAAAUAUCGACGGUGAUUUGAAUUCGAUAUCUGAAGUUACAUCACUUCCAAUGGAUCUUACAAACUCGGAAGGUAUUGAUCGUAGUGUACAAGCACGGGUAUCAUUAGCUGAUCAGGAACAGCAGAUGGAACUUUGUAUUUUGAGCGGUUGCGCUGUACAAACAGAUAUUGCACAAUUUCAAGUAGAUGAAAUUAUGCUUAAAUUGCAUGAUUUGCAGGCUAGAACACGUCCGAAAUUAAUGGAUCGCAGUAUGGAAACGUCAUUGGAUGAAGGAAUUGUUAAUAUGCCAACGAUACGAGAAGAAAAUGUCAGUGACAAUGAGAAUUUAAAACAAUUAAUUAAGAGUAUGGAUCACGAUAAAACACCCAUACGACUUGAUGUUUCAACGGAAACUGAAUCAUUGCAUCCUGAAAUGGUAGAACAAAGUGCUGUAACGGAAGAAGAAAGUAAUCAGGUAUUUCAUCGAUCGAUGGAAACAGAUGCAUGGAUGUCACAGAUACAAACACCAGAAUGUAGUCGAGCUGUGCAGACAGCAUUUGAUGACGAUGAAAAUCGUCAAGUAUCACAGUUAUCAACAAAACGAAAGAAAACUGUGCGAAGUAUUGGUUUUGAGCAUUCAUUUUUGAUUGAAAAUAGUACACAAUGUUCGAUUGAAGCAAAGGAUACCUGUGAUACAUUUGUGCAAACGAUGCUUGACAUGAAUAAUUUCAACUCUGAUAAUUCGAUUGAUAAGGAAUGCAAUGCAUCACUGAGUGCUCGAAUCAGUGAUGCAAAUGAAUGCAUACCAAAAAUAAUAAAACCAAAACGACGGGAUCUCAUAAUUCAAACCGAUGAUUCGUACUUAAAAAUAGCUCGGCGAUUGGAUCAAAUUCGAACUAAUCGAACUGAAAGUUUGCAUAUUUGUAUGGCAAAACCACUGAAAAAACAUGAAAGUGGUAGUAGCUCAAAGCAACGUAUCGAAAAAUCUGAUGAACGACGUACAUAUCAAGAAGAAUCAUCAAAGAAUAGAAGAAAAGAAUUAAAACAAACUAAUGAAGAGCAGAUAUUAUCAUCUAUAAACAGACCAGAAACGAUAAGUGCAAAAGCAUUAAAAGAUCAAAACGAUGGCACUGAUCAUGCUGAUCAAUCGAUGACAUCCAAUUUAUCAACAGCUAAAAAUGAUGUCAGUUAA